This is a messenger RNA of Mycotypha africana, 472 nucleotides long. RefSeq lists its product as uncharacterized. The record is from RefSeq and is a predicted model, not a curated record. The coding region runs from base 41 to 310 and encodes 89 amino acids. NCBI's taxonomy places the organism in Eukaryota, Fungi, Mucoromycota, Mucoromycetes, Mucorales, Mycotyphaceae. The transcript is spliced from 2 exons.
UACCUUUAAGGCUACAAAUGAGAAAGAGGGUGUUCAACGGAUGCGCCAACUAUUGCUUAUUGCUCAUACCUCUCUCUCUCUCUCAAUUGCCUGCACUUUCCUGUGGGUGGUGUGCUUCCCCCUCCCUCCUCCCUCCUUCACCGGAAUGGGGUGGGACCUUCCUUCGUCUGAGUUUCAAUACUCCGACGCACAACGCUUGUCCCACCACACACAGCUCUAUCCAUCUGCCAUACACCACAAAAAAAACUGUUUAUUGUUCGAAGCGCAUGACAUGACUUUUUUGUGUGCAAAUGUUUGCUUAAGGAGUUGAUUUCCUCACCGUCAAGCAUGUCAAACCCGAGGGGAAGUGGCUCACGUUACAAUUUGUAAAUUAAACAUUGCUCGCAGUCUAAACAACUUUGGGUGGUGUUUUCAUCACGCGCGGGUUCUUUUGGUUAUACGCAUUGGCAGUAUCCUAUUUCACUUUUACGUU